Molecule: messenger RNA, 1067 nt
Organism: Vollenhovia emeryi
Lineage: Eukaryota; Metazoa; Arthropoda; Insecta; Hymenoptera; Formicidae
Exons: 2
Coding region: 92-508 (138 amino acids)
Source: RefSeq, a predicted model, not a curated record
AAGUAGCUCGCGAGCCGGCUGAUGAAAUUGAACACGGAAGGCACCGAAGACGUUUCCCUCGGAACGACUGGCGCCGAGCGAGCCGAGGAGAAUGUACGAGGGUGACGUAGGCGAAGUGUCAUCCGAGGAACAGAUCGAAAUACACAGUGAGAGAGAGAGAGGUAGAGAAAAGGUGAGGCGACGCAGAGACGGAGUAGAUGUAAAUGGGUAUUACCGUGCGGAAAGAGAGGACGGGAACCUUGAGCGCGUGCGUUACUUAUCGGGGAGGAAGAGGACCGACGGCGGCCAAAUUGGAGUGAAUUCCGUCGCCGUUAUACCGAAACCGCCACCGCCGUACGCUGCGGGUGUCAUUCCGGAAAAACGUUCCGCUUCCACGCGCGACACCAGAAUAAUGGCUGUUUGGACCGGAAUUCGAGAGGGUACCGCGUGGCAAAGCGAGAGGGAUCGUGCGAUCGGGCGCGAGCGACUGUUUCGCAUACCCCGUUGGAUUUCACGUUUCGGCGAUUAACAUUUUCAUUAGUCUUAUUACCCGACGAGAGUGCGCCGUAUGGCGAUUAAGGUAUCGUCGCAGCUUCCGCGUAUCCGCUGCUGAACGAUCGAGAGAGGCGGAUGCGACGAUACGCGAGCGUAAUGAUCGAUCGGCCGCAAUGAAGUCGGGAGUGAUGGUUCAGUGAAAAUUUUUCCGCGGGAUGAUAAAAAAUAUAAUGGAAGAGCUCGCGUGAACAAUUGAAUCGGCUUACAUAAUCAUUACGAAAAACCGUUUACAUCCGGUUUUCUACUGCGUUAUUAUUCCGUGUAUAUUUCCCUCGUUUGCGAUUCUUUUAUCUAUUACGACAUUGCUCAAUAUUCCGCUGUAUCCCGCGGGGAGAAUGGGGCUCACAGAAAUAACGAUGCAUAAAAUAUUUCGUUCAUUCUAUUAUCUUCGCAUUUAUUAUCUAUACGUUCCGCAACGCUUGGCUCGCUUGCGAUUUGUAUCAAUGCCGAAAAUGUAACCAUAGCACGGCACGGAUAUUAACCAGCCCGGUUGAAUUUACAGCUCCAGCUCGGCAAUACAACGUUACGCGGCU